AUGGAAUCUAAUUAGAGUUUAAUUGCCUAAUUCAGAGCAGGCAAUGUUGAUGAGUUUAAGGAUCCAGAUGAAAUCAAACCACCCAUGUAAUAGUAUCAGAAUCAAGGUUAUAAUUAAGGUUAUAAUAAUGGCUAGUGGAAUCAGAAUAAUUACAACGGAGGUGGGGCUGGAUAUACAGACAAUUCUUAUGGAUUUGAUCAAGAUAGCUAAUAUCAAAACUACUAGUAAUAUCAAUAAAUUAAUAAUUAAAUUAGAGGCGGUAAUCCUGUUGGUCAAUAAGACACUUUUCAGCCAUAGUACAAUAAUCAUGAGAAUGUUGGAGCCGGCUACACAAAUACUUAUAACAAAUCUAAUACUCAACAUGCCAAUACCUUAUAUUAACCAUAGAGCCAAAGUUAAGUCGGACUUGAUAUGAGUGGAUCGAAGCCUCCCUACUUGCAUUCUCAGACAUCAGCCCCAUCUAAAUUGUUUAAUGAUGGAGCAUUUACAGAGGGUGUUGCAUCAAGCUUCAAGGAUAUUAUGAAUCUGAGGAAAUUAGAACCUCCCUCAUUAGAUGUUUGCGAGCCAACAAUUAAAGGCGGAACAACAGGAAAGCACCAUGUUUACAAAGUUAGAGGAACUGAUCAUAUGGGAUCAUUAGAGAUAGAAAGAAGAUUUAGUCAUUUUUAUGAGCUUAGAAACAUUUUAUUCCAAAGAUUUUUGGGACUCUAUGUUCCACCUAUUCCUGAAAAAAAGAAAAUGGGAAACAAAGACAAUCAUUUUGUUGAGGAAAGAUGCACCUUUUUGGACAGAUUUAUAAAAGAAAUUGGCUUCUUACCCUACCUCUAUGAGUCUGUUGAAUUUCAAACAUUCCUUAGACCGAAUGGAGAUGUAGAAAAAGCAAUGGCUAACCUUCCAAAGCAGACAACAGAUGAAGUUUUACAAAGAUUUAGAACUGCAAUGCCUAUGGCAAAUGAAUUUACGUUAAAAAAGUACAACGAAAGAAUCAAUGAUUUUGUAAAAGACUGCAGAGAUUUCAUAGAUCACUUAAAAAAGUUUAAGAAGCAAAUUAAGAUGAUUGUGCCAAUCAAGGAAUAAGAAGUUAUGCAUUAUAAAGAUUUCAUAGAUUUUCUAAUUAAAUAUGAGGAGCUAAAUCUCAAAAAGUCAACUCUUGAAGAACCAUUUUAAGCCAACCUAAUAAGUGGAGGAGUCGAUGGAAAGUUUGAUUUCAAAUAAUAACUCACUGAAACUUCUUAAAGAUUGAAAAAUCCAUUUUUGCAUAUAAGAAACUGGGUGAAAGGAGAAAUAAUGGAGUUAGGGGCCUUAAUGGAAGCUAUAUCAAGAAAAGAAGGCAUCGAGGCUCAGAAAUCCCGCACAAUAACUAAGGUUAAAGAAAAAAAAGAAACCGUUGACAAGUUAUCGACAGGAAAAUUCACUCUAAAGGGAAUGUUCAAGUCUAAAGACGGCAAAGCUUCUGAAACAUAGAAUAUCUUACAAAGCAUUUCAUAGGGAGAAAAAGAUAUCUAAAAUUAUGAGAUUAUAAAGAACUAUCUGAUUAUCUAUCUGGCAGACAUUGCGAUUCCUGCAUUCAAACAUCAGAAAAUGCAAAACUACAUAAAAGCAAUGCAGAGUUUUUGCUACCAAGAAAUUAAUAAUUCUCAAAUGUAGCAAGAUUGCUGGAACAACUUUGUGGAGAGCAUAAAGAAAAUCCAAAUCAAAUGA
Messenger RNA from Stylonychia lemnae, 1701 nucleotides. Lineage: Eukaryota; Ciliophora; Spirotrichea; Sporadotrichida; Oxytrichidae. The record is from the annotation of a GenBank genome assembly.